AUGACUGAUCAAGCCCAACUCCAUGAGAGUGAUGGGUAUAUGACUAAUCAAAGCCAAAUACAUGAGUGUGAUGAUUAUAUAACUGAUCAAGGUCAAAUACAUGAGGGUGAUGAGUAUAUGACUGAUCAAGCCCAAAUACAUGAGUGUUAUGAUUAUGUGACUGAUCAAGCCCCAAUACAUGAGGAUGAUGAUUAUAUGACUGAUCAAGCCCAACUCCAUGAUGGCGAUGAGAAUAUGACUGAUCAACCCCAAAUACAUGAGGGUGAUGAGUAUAUCACUGAUCAAGCCCAUCUCCAUGAGGGUGAUGGGUACAUGACUGAUCAAAGCCAACUCCAUAAUGGUGAUGAUUAUAUAAAUGAUCAAGGUCAAAUACAUGAGGGUGAUGAGUAUAUGACUGAUCAAGCCCAAAUACAUGAGUAUUAUGAUUAUGUGACUGAUCAAGCCCCAAUACAUGAGUGUUAUGAUUAUGUGACUGAUCAAGCUCCAAUACAAGAGGGCGAUGAGAAUGCUACGCAUAUAAUAAAAAUACAUCAAGGUGACAAUUAUCAGGCGGAUCAAACGCAAAUACUAGAAGGUGGUGAGGAGGUGACAUUUAAAGUUUCUAUUCCAAAGGGUAAUGUUAAGGUGACACAUGAUUCACCUGUACAAAGGGGUGAUGAUUGUGACACGCACCGAGCACCAAUACAAGAGGUAAAUGCUAUGGUUGACAAACUGCCAUCUGAUCGUGUCCUGGGUUUAAAUCUUUCAGAAAACGAUGACAUUUCAGAUGCUGACCACCAGAUCGAAACAGCAGAUGUACACGAGGUCCCACAUUCAAACGCCACUCUAAUAGCAGAGCGAUAUCUGGAGUCUCGCUCCUCUUUACCAAAUGAUGGCACAGCAACGGUUGAACCGGAUGUUGAAAGAGUUGGCCACGUUGAGCCGAACACAGCCUCUGGCACGGGAGUUGAUCUUCUUAGUUUAGGUGUUCAGAGCAUAGCAACGAACUCGAGGUUAAAGGGAGAAACGAACUCGGGGUUAAAGGGAGAAAAUGCUAAAACAAAAUAUACGUCCGUUUUAACAACAACUGAUAGCGAGAUAGAUGGUUAUCACAAUGAUUCAGUUGUUGAAGAAGAUGUAGAGAAGAUAGGAAAUGACGAUGUUUUGCUGGUCAAGAAUUUUCCUAUAGACGAUUCUGUUCCAAAGGACCUUGAUUCUUUUGACGGUGCUAUUAUGUCCGAUCAUGCUACUGAAUCCAAUCCAUUACUUCACCAAUGCAAAACUAUUUCUGUCACAGUUAUAGACGAGCCCGCAACUAUUGAAUCUACUGUUUUAGACGAGCAAGAUGUUUUUAAAUUCACCUUUUUAGGCACAGAAGUUAAAGAGCAUGAAGCUACUGAAUUAAUUGUUUCAGGCAAGCAAGAAACUACUGAAUCCAGUGUUACAGCCAAGCAAAAAGGUAUUGAAUCCACUGUUUCGGGUGAACAAGAAUCAUUUGAAUCCACUGUUUUAGGUGAGCAAGACGCUAUUGAAGCCACUGUUAUCGACCAGCAAAAAGCCAUAGAAUCCAUAGUUUUAGACGAAGAAGCUAUUGAAUUCACUGUGUCGGGCGAGCAAGAAGCUAUUGAAUCUACUGUUUCAGAUAAGCAAGAAGCUAUUGAAUCAACUGCUUCAGACAAGCAGGAAGCUAUUGAUUCCACUGUUUCAGACAAAAAAGAAGCUGCUGAAUCCACUGUUCCCUGUGAGCAAGAAGCUUUUGAAUCCACAGUUUCAUGCGAGCAAGAGGCUAUUGAAUCUACGGUCAGAGAAGAGAACUUAGAACAAACGUAUGCUUUACUGAAAGAUGAAGACAGAUUUCUGAAUUCAUCACCAACAAAUGAGCAGCAGACUGAGAACACGGAGGCCAAACAUAUCGAGUUGGAGCAUCAAGAAGAUCCAAAAAUAGAAGAAACUGCUAUGGAAUUACAUGACAGAGUGGACAACUUUGUUGAACACGAAGAGAAAGACGGCAAUAUAUUUCUACAACAAUCUGCCGAUGCUGAUCACGAUAAUUCUUUGUAUGAAGCUGGUAUAAUGAAGGCCCAGAAUGGAGAUGCUAUUAACACUGUGGACGCUGAAACGGUGAGCGUCAACUUUGAAGAUGGAGACGGCGCUGAAGUUUCUUACCAUAUGAAAAAGCACAGAGAAGGCGAUGAGUAUGUGUUUACUCCUGCAGAUCUCGGGUUGGAGCAUUCUGACGUUGCCACAGCUGACAGGCCGUUUCAGCGUGACCUUGACCCAAGUUCGGAUGAAGAUGGUGGACAGGAAGCAAAUGAUAUUGAACCAAUCAGCGAUGUAGACGUUGAUGGCUUAAUGAUAAAUGAUUCAAAUGUUAUGAAAAGGCGGAAAGAUAGCGAUGAAUACUUGCAUGCCUUUUCAGAAAACGAAGUGGAGAGUGAACUGGUGCGAGACGCGGGGAGUCAUUCUUUCGUAGUGGUGUCUCAGGUUGGUGGUCACGGACAAACGGAUGUAAGAGAUACAGAAGAUGAGGAUGCCGUUAAAGUUUUGGACACUGGGGCCAGGAUAUUCCGAGCUGAAGACCAACAGGACAUUGAAGAUAAACGUGGAUUGAAUGAGGUAACUGAAGAAAAUGAGAUCGUGUUUAGGUCUCCAGAACAUAACGUUAAACUUAAUGACGAUCAUUUACUGUCCG
Messenger RNA from Lymnaea stagnalis (great pond snail), 2671 nucleotides. The record is from the annotation of a GenBank genome assembly. NCBI's taxonomy places the organism in Eukaryota, Metazoa, Mollusca, Gastropoda, Lymnaeidae.